This is a messenger RNA of Belonocnema kinseyi, 2182 nucleotides long. Its product is annotated as leukotriene A-4 hydrolase. NCBI's taxonomy places the organism in Eukaryota, Metazoa, Arthropoda, Insecta, Hymenoptera, Cynipidae. Bases 92 to 2074 code for a protein of 660 amino acids. Gene Ontology annotation, biological process: proteolysis; peptide catabolic process. Gene Ontology annotation, molecular function: aminopeptidase activity; epoxide hydrolase activity; zinc ion binding. Gene Ontology annotation, cellular component: cytosol. The transcript has 10 exons. The record is from RefSeq and is a predicted model, not a curated record.
CAUUUAUAUCAUUCCGGCUGAUUGUGAAGAAUUAGAUAUAAUUUUAUAAUCAAUAAUUGAUUACCUAUCACACCUAUCACAUAUAAAUGGGAUGUUUCGAAAGGCAUUAUUAAAUAUUCACUUUUUAUCAGAGUCUCAUAUUUUCGACAAAAAAUUCGCCAUAUUUUGCACCGAUUUUUUGAAUGGAGUUGUGAGAAAUACGAGUAAUUUGGCUUCUAAAAAUCCAAAAAUGGCUCCAAGUCCCAGUGAUCCAAGUUCUUUUUCCAGACCAGAUCUCGUAGCGGUCACCCACACUCACCUUCAACUUUCUGUGAAUUUCGAGAAGAAGAUUUUAGAAGGUCAUGUUAUUCUUGAUGCGGAAAGAAAAGACGAGACAACUGAUUCUCUGAUUUUAGAUGUCCGAAAUCUGACGUUGAUAAAUGUAACGAAUUGCCAAGAUGAUUCGAAACUCGAAUACAGUGUCGGAGAAACUAUUUCAUACGGAUCCAAGCUGAGUAUAAAAUUACCCAACAUUCCUGAAUCAAAAGAUGGUAACACAAGGUAUAAAAUUAAAAUUCAGUACCAAACUUCGCCGAAAGCAACUGCUUUGCAAUGGCUCGAUCCUAAACAAACUUCUGGUGGCAAGCAUCCUUAUGUAUUCUCCCAGUGCCAGGCAAUUCAUGCCCGGUCGAUGCUACCUUGUCAGGACACGCCAGGUUUAAAAACUACAUACAGUGCUGAGAUUAAAGCGCCAAUGUGGGCCACAGUUUUAAUGUCAGCUCUGCAUAAUGGAACCGAGGAUGUAGAAAACUUCUCAAAACUCAGCAAGUUCCAUCAACCCGUUCCAACUCCUUCAUAUCUUAUAGCAAUUGCAGUUGGUAGUUUGGUUUCCAAAAGAGUUGGACCCAGAUCCUCGGUUUGGGCUGAAAAAGAAUUAAUAGAGCAAAGCGCUUACGAAUUUGCAGAAACUGACACUAUGCUUCGGACUGCCGAAGAAAUUUGCGGUCCCUACGUUUGGGGUGUCUACGAUCUGCUGGUUCUCCCUCCCAGUUUUGCCUAUGGUGGAAUGGAAAAUCCUUGUUUAACUUUUGUGACGCCAGCUUUACUCGCUGGUGAUCGUUCAUUAGCCAGUGUAAUUGCUCAUGAAAUUUCGCACAGCUGGACUGGAAAUUUGGUGACGAACGCGAACUUUGAACACUUUUGGUUAAACGAAGGAUUCACUAUGUUCAUAGAAUUCAAAAUAGAUGGAAGGAUGUUUGGUGAAAAAGUUAGACAAUUUAGUGCCUUGAUGGGGCUCUCAGAACUCAAAGAUGCUCUUAAAUCCAUGAGUCCUGAAUUCACAAAGUUGGUCGUAAAUUUGGAUGGAGUGGAUCCAGACGACGCAUUUUCCAGAGUUCCGUACAUGAAGGGCCACACUUUCCUUUAUUACCUGGAAGAACUUCUUGGUGGUCCUAAAGAAUUUGAACCUUUUUUGAGAAGUUACUUUGAGACGUUUAAGUACAAGAGUAUUGUAACAUCAGACUGGAAGGAUUACUUGUAUAAAUACUUCUCGAACAAGACCCAGCUUCUGGAUUCAGUAGAUUGGGAUACUUGGCUAAACAAACCAGGCAUGCCUCCUGUUAUUCCAAAUUAUAAUACCGAUUUGUUGAAUGCUUGCACCAACCUAGCUGAAAAAUGGGUUUCCUGGGACGAAAAUACUGCCUCGACAUUUGUGAAAUCGGACAUUACGGAUCUAACACCCAGUCAAAGAAUACAAUUCCUAACAGUAUUGUUUGAAGAUGAUACUGUGCUUCCAAUUAAGAAGCUGCAAAAAAUGCAAGAGGCUUAUGACUUUGAUUCUGUCCAAAAUGCGGAAAUCAAAUUAAUGUGGAUUCGCCUGGCUCUGAAAUCUCGAUGGGAACCGAAAGUCGCAGAAGCUCUCGAUUUUGUAUCAAAAGUGGGUCGCAUGAAAUACGUCAGACCAAUUUAUCGGGAUCUUUAUGCCUGGAAAGAAAUGAGGCAGAGAGCAAUAGACAAUUACAUGAAAACUAAAGAUGAGAUGAUGUUCGUUACAGCCGAAAUGGUAAAGAAAGACUUGCAUCUUGACGGUAAUUAACGUGGAGCCCGGCAAUUGAAAAUCGAAACAUUCGCGCAUUUAAUAUUCUAGAAGAAUUAUUCAUGCAAUAUUUUAUUUCCUAAGAAAGAUCAAUAAAGUAAUUUUUAC